Messenger RNA from Pyrgilauda ruficollis (rufous-necked snowfinch), 2842 nucleotides. RefSeq names its product farnesyl-diphosphate farnesyltransferase 1 (gene FDFT1). The transcript has 7 exons. The coding region runs from base 47 to 1399 and encodes 450 amino acids. The record is from RefSeq and is a predicted model, not a curated record. Gene Ontology annotation, molecular function: squalene synthase [NAD(P)H] activity. Gene Ontology annotation, biological process: farnesyl diphosphate metabolic process; cholesterol biosynthetic process. Lineage: Eukaryota; Metazoa; Chordata; Aves; Passeriformes; Passeridae. Gene Ontology annotation, cellular component: endoplasmic reticulum membrane.
GGGCGGAGCGGCCGCAGCCCCCCGCCGCCGCCGCCGCCGUGCCCCCAUGGGAGCCGGCUCCCGCGCCGUGUCCGUGCUGCGGCGGACACUGACCCUGUCCCCGCCGCGGAAGCCCCCGCGGGCAGCGGGCCGGCGGCGGGGACAGCAGCAGCAGCAGCAGCAGCGCUGCGGAGCCCCCGCGGCGCCCCCGGCCCCGCCGCCCGCCGCCCCCCGCCUCCGAACCGCGGCCCCGCUCUGCCCGCAGGACUCGCUGGGAUGCGGCCUCCGCACCUGCUACCGGUACCUCAACCAGACCAGCCGCAGCUUCGCCGCCGUCAUCCAGGCUCUGGAUGGAGAGCUGCGACAUGCAGUGUGUAUAUUCUACCUAGUUCUCCGUGCCCUGGACACUGUAGAGGAUGACAUGAGCAUCCCCUUGGAUGUCAAGGUCCCGAUGCUGCACGAGUUCCACUCCCACCUCUACCAGCCAGACUGGAAGUACACAGAGAGCAAGGAGAAGGACAGGCAGGUGCUGGAAGACUUCCCAACGAUCUCCAUGGAGUUCAGAAACCUGUCCAAGGUCUACCAGGAUGUGAUUUCUGAUAUUUGUCACAAGAUGGGGGUUGGGAUGGCAGAGUUCUUGGAGAAGAAGGUGGAUUCUCAGCGUGAGUGGGACAAGUAUUGUCACUACGUUGCUGGGCUGGUGGGGAUUGGCCUUUCCCGUCUCUUCUCUGCAUCAGAGCUGGAAGAUUCCAUCGUGGGGCAGGACACAGACCUGGCAAACUCCAUGGGCCUCUUCCUGCAGAAAACCAACAUCAUCCGUGACUAUCUGGAGGACCAGCUGGAGGGAAGGGAGUUCUGGCCCAGAGAGGUUUGGAGCAGAUAUGCCAAGAAGCUCUCAGACCUUGCCAAGCCAGAGAACAUCGACGUGGCCGUGCAGUGCCUCAACGAGCUCAUCACCAACGCCCUCCACCACGUCCCCGACGUCCUCACCUACCUGUCCCGCCUCAAAAACCAAAGUGUCUUCAACUUCUGCGCUAUCCCCCAGGUGAUGGCCAUUGCCACGCUGGCUGCCUGCUACAACAACCAGCAGGUGUUCAGGGGGGUGGUGAAGAUCCGCAAGGGCCAGGCCGUCACCCUCAUGAUGGAUGCCACGAACAUCCAAGCUGUCAAAGCCAUCAUGUACCAGUACGUAGAAGAGAUCUACCAGAAGAUCCCGAGCACGGACCCCUCGUCCAACAAGACGCAGCAGGUCAUCGCCUCCAUCCGCGCCAUCAGCCUGCCCGGCAGCCCCAUGGCCUCCCGCCACCACUACUCCCCCAUCUACCUGUCCUGUGCCAUGCUGCUGGCAGCCCUGAGCUGGCAGUACCUCAGCACCCUCUCCAAGGCCACCGAGGAGUACGUGCAGGCAGGAGACAACUGAAGGGCAGUGGCCGGCUGGGGGGACAAGUGGUGGCAGAUGGGUGGCAGGAGGCUCCUCGUCCCCUGCUGUGGGGAUGGUGACAAGUGCUCGUCCCCAGCACUGGGAUGGUGACAAGGAUGGGGCACUGGGGAGCUGCAGCCCCCGGGGUGGCAGUGUGGCACUGCUGGGCUCCAUCCUCACUGCCCUUGCUGUCUGCUUGGAUGGCUGCAAAUGCUGACUGGAGUCUUAGUGUUUGGGGUUGGGUAUUUUUUCCCCCCUUCUUUGCUGUUUACCUGAAUUUUUUUGGUGAUUUUUUUUUGUUUGUUUUGGUUUUUUCCAUUAGGAUGGUUUGAAAUAGAAACUCCAGUUGUUUCCUUUCUUCCUUGAGAUUUGAGGCAUCUUUCCAGCUCAGAGCUGAGCAAAAACCUGAGGGUUUUGCCUCCCUUUCUUAGGCAGCCUCUUCUCCCUCACCUCUGGUGCCUGCUCCAUGCUGGAAAGAUGCUGCUUCAGCUGGGAGAGGAACAUGUUUCCUUGUCCAAGGAAAAAGCUCUGGCCACUUUCUGGCCCUCAGUGAUUGACAUCCUGCAGCCUUUAUGCAGGCAGAGAGUAGUCACAUUUCUGUUGUGCUGAAGGAUGCUGAAAUGGGCCCUUUUCAUGUUAAAUGUAUGGGAGGUGAGGUACUCUGUCCACCUGAAUGUGCCCCCAGCUGACAGGCAGCUGUGCAGCUCCCUGCCCUGGGACAGAUGGCCCCUGCAGUGACACAGCUCUUGUUUCAGCUGUGGGGAAGUGGUUAAAAUGAGCAGGGAGCUGCCAGCACAGCCCUGAGCUCAUAACCCCAGGCCUGACUCCACAGCAGGCUCUGGGCUCUGCACUGGCCCAGCCCCAGGGGAUGGGUGGUGGUGGCAGAGCAAGGCAGGGGAGUGAGAGUUUGCACCCUGCUGUCCCUCAUAGGAUGCUUUUUUAGGGGGGAAUUGGUCACCCUGGAAGGCAGGAGUGAUCCCUGCCAGGAGCUGGGAAGGCUGGAGCCAUGGAGGGGGUGACCAGGGCAGGUUUCCCUGACCCACUUGGCUCUGGCUUUGGGUCACACUGAUACGUGAGCUGCAAGAGGCUCCCACUGCUGUCUUCAAACAGGCUGGACUUACAAGAGGAAACAGCACUCUGAAGGCAAGUCCUGUUCUCCUGGGGUGGAUUGUUGUUUUCAUGGUCCCUACCCACCCCCUUCAAAUGCUGCUUUGCUGUCCUGAAGGGAAGGAGAGUCCAUAUCCUGGUCGAGGACAGAGAUACCAGGUGCAGGGUGGUAGCUUUUCAAGGCCAAGCCCCUGUGGCCAGGCUGUUACUCAGAAGGAGAGCCCCUACUCCACAGUUCCUGGUGUAGAUUUAAGCUGUUGUUCUAAAGAAACUCGUGGUAGCUCUCUUUGUGCAGCUUCCCGUCUUGUUGAAAUUAAAAGUUUUCUUUGGGAAAAA